This is a messenger RNA of Aedes aegypti (yellow fever mosquito), 1810 nucleotides long. RefSeq names its product aspartate aminotransferase, mitochondrial (gene Got2). Bases 196 to 1485 code for a protein of 429 amino acids. Gene Ontology annotation, molecular function: pyridoxal phosphate binding; L-aspartate:2-oxoglutarate transaminase activity. Lineage: Eukaryota; Metazoa; Arthropoda; Insecta; Diptera; Culicidae. Gene Ontology annotation, cellular component: mitochondrion. The record is from RefSeq and is a predicted model, not a curated record. The transcript is spliced from 4 exons. Gene Ontology annotation, biological process: biosynthetic process; L-aspartate catabolic process.
GUUUUCGGCCUGCGGCGAGCUCGGUUGACAUCUGCAUGAAGACGACCGUCUUCAUAACUGUUUCAUUCGUAAAAUCAGCCGGUCGGUAGUAAAAUAGUCCGCGUUCGGUUAUUAAUACCAGCGUUAUCAGCUCCGGCAGUAGGAAUCAUUCGUCUCACGGAAUAAUUGCAGCUGUUCUCCUUUCUCGGGUGCAAAAUGGCCUGCUCCAAAACGUUCCAGGGCACAGCAGUACUGCUGAGAAACUCGGCCGUCUUCAAUGGCUGCAUCAGUAAAAGGGCCAGCUCAUGGUGGGGCGCGGUGCAGAUGGGUCCCCCGGACGUGAUCCUCGGUGUGACCGAAGCCUACAAAAAGGACACCAACCCGAAGAAGAUCAAUCUGGGCGUGGGUGCCUAUCGGGACGACAAUGGAAAACCAUUCGUGCUUCCCAGCGUCCGAAAAGCCGAGCAACGCAUGAUGGAAAAACAGCUGGACAAGGAGUACUCGCCCAUUAGCGGAACGGCCGAAUUCUGCAAGCACAGUAUUACACUUGCCCUGGGCGACGACAGCCAACACGUGGCCAACGGACAGAACGCCACCGUGCAGGCCAUCAGUGGAACCGGUGCCCUGCGUGUUGGAGGAGCCUUCCUGAAUGGGUUCUUCCCGGGUACGAAGGACAUUUAUCUGCCGACUCCAUCCUGGGGCAACCACGGUCCGAUCUUCCGGCAUUCGGGGCUGAAUGUGAAAGCCUACAGAUAUUACGACCCAAGCACCUGUGGAUUCGACUUCAAGGGAGCUCUGGAGGAUCUAUCGAAAAUCCCAGAGCGAUCCAUCGUCCUUCUGCACGCCUGCGCUCACAACCCAACCGGUGUUGAUCCCCGGCCGGAGCAGUGGGCUGAAAUGUCCGCCGUCUUCAAGAAACGCAACCUGUUCCCCUUCUUCGACAUGGCCUACCAGGGCUUUGCCAGCGGAGAUGUCGCCAAGGAUGCGCUUGCCGUCCGUGCCUUCCUGAAGGAUGGUCACCAGAUUGCGCUGGCUCAGAGUUUCGCCAAGAACAUGGGUCUUUACGGUGAACGAGCCGGAGCCUUUUCGUUGAUCUGCUCCGACAAGGAGGAAGCCGCUCGCACCAUGUCUCAGAUCAAGAUCCUGAUUCGUCCGAUGUACAGCAACCCGCCGAUUCAUGGCGCCCGCUUGGUUUCGGAAAUCUUGGGUGAUGCAAACCUGAAACAGGAAUGGCUCGGCGAUGUCAAACUGAUGGCCGAUCGAAUCAUCUCGGUGCGCACCAAACUGCAGGACAAUCUGAAAAAGUUGGGCUCUUCGCGCAACUGGCAACACAUCACCGAACAGAUCGGCAUGUUCUGCUUCACCGGAAUGGAUCAGAAGCAGUGCGAGCGACUGACCAAGGAGUUUAGCGUGUACUUGACCAAGGACGGCCGCAUCUCGAUGGCCGGAGUAACGACCAAGAACGUUGAUUACUUGGCCGAGGCCAUCCAUGCCGUCACCAAGUGAGCGGUAGUGCGCGUUGAGUAAGAAUGAUUGCAUUUUGCCUUUGUACCUUUUCCUCUUUGUUGAACAAGUUAUAUGGGAAAAGAUUCAUUUAGAUGGAGGCAUUUAAAACCAAAUUUCAAACAAGUCUGUGGAAGAGCUUUUCUAUUUUUUCGUUUUUGGAUCAAUCAAGCCGUACGUUAUAUUUAUAUAUUUACUACGAUUAAAGUGCACGAACACGAUAAAAUUAAGUCACUCGAAGAAUAUAUAUGAUAUUUCCCAAGCAAAUAACUAUUCGGUUGCAGCAUAUUAGGCGAUAGAAAUAAACAUCAUAUGUUCGAUCAAUGAA